AUGGCGAUGGUGGCCACCUCGUACAUCACAGGCCUCAAGGACUUCCUCGUCAAGGGCCUCAUCUCCCUCGCGAUCGUCUUCGCCACCAUACGUGCGCAUUUCGCGAAAGUGGCAGCAGGACUGGAGUCGGCCGGCCUCUCCGUCCUCUUCGUUUUUUCCCUUUGCCUGACACUCGGCGCGUUCAUCUGCGUCUCGAUACAACGCGGGUACUGGUGCCAACUUGGUGACGAAGAAAAUGGGUUGGGUGUGGGAGGGGAAAGGGUGGCGGAGGGCAGGGCACGGUUCCGACUCGGAGUUUUGCCUGUUACAUUCCAUUGGCGGAAGGAUGGUCGGGCUAGGAGAUUAAGCAAGUCUCGGCGGAAGAGUGGGGCGAUUCGGUUGGAAGAGGCUGCCGAAGGGCGUGUGCUAUCUGAUCAGGAUUAG
Messenger RNA from Cyclocybe aegerita, 423 nucleotides. NCBI's taxonomy places the organism in Eukaryota, Fungi, Basidiomycota, Agaricomycetes, Agaricales, Hemipholiotaceae. The record is from the annotation of a GenBank genome assembly.